Messenger RNA from Oncorhynchus kisutch (coho salmon), 4522 nucleotides. RefSeq names its product cell cycle progression 1 (gene ccpg1). The record is from RefSeq and is a predicted model, not a curated record. The transcript is spliced from 12 exons. Lineage: Eukaryota; Metazoa; Chordata; Actinopteri; Salmoniformes; Salmonidae. The coding region runs from base 278 to 3187 and encodes 969 amino acids. Gene Ontology annotation, cellular component: membrane.
CAUGGCAUGAGGCUAGUAGCAUAGCAUCUCUCUCCAUUGAAUACAGGUGGUUAAUGUCAACAACCCUCAUCGAAUAUUCAAAAAAGUAUUAUAAUAAUGAGAUGUAUCCACCAACCCAAAGAACAGAUAGAUAGAAGCUAGACAGCCCGUCUUGCCGCUUUGUGGACAACGGCUCCCUUUGUUAGGGAGACGCAUGUAUUGUCAGAAUAUCCAUAAUCUUUGGUGUAAGCUAACUAGGAAGGAAGUGUAGUUCGUCAACUGGAGGCACACACAGUGUAUGAAUCUGUGCACAACUGCUACAUGUGCUCCAUUGUUUUUACCAGCUGGCGGAGCCAUGUCAGAGAGCUCAAGUGACACAGAGUCCUCCUGUGGGUGGACUAUCAUAAGUAAUGAAGGUUCAGAUAUUGAGGCCCUGGGGCCAGAGAACGGCCUGGAAUGUGGAUCUGAUCUCCCAGAGAGCGCAGUGCUGGAGCCAGAGCUGCUGCAGAACCAACUCACCACUCUCUCUGCUGAGUUCACUGAGGAGAGGGGUGAGUCAUCUCUUAAUGCCACUCUAAAAGAAGAAACCUUAGAUGAGAUAUUGUCUGCUUCUGAGGCUGGAGGUGAGGUGGCCGGGGACGAGCAUGUGACUCUGUGCUCCUCCAGUGACCACUCUGACAUUGUGACUCUGGGGGACACUAGGGAGACUGAGCUCGGGCCUUGGGAUGAGCAGGCGGUGGAGGAGGAAGAGGGAGCAGUCAGUGAGGAGCUCUACCUGGGCACCUCUUCCAGCAGCCAGUACACCUUCAGCGCAGCAGAGACUGUUCAAAGUUACAGAUGUUUCCAUGCAAGGUUUGAUGGUCUGGUGAUGAUCAAGCAACUUAAGUGGAUAAGAGGACAGAUAGGGCAUGACGACAAACAGAAGAAACCAACAAAGCACUCCUUCCUAUCCCUUUCCCCUUCCCCUUGUCCUAAAGCCAGGCUGAUGAUGGGUCACUGGAAGCUUCCACAGAGUCUGUGGGACUUGGGCUGCCAACUGAAAGGGCAGAUGUCUGGCAGCUGUCAUCUCUCAGUUUUCCCUGCAGAGCAGCCUGUGGUUGCAGACUCCAGCAGCAGUGAGGAUGAGGGAGGAGAGCAGGUCACCCCAGUAGUGCGGAGGCGCAGGGUGAGGAAGAGCACCACUAGCUCUGUGGCUGAGCCUGGAGAGGAGGUGCAGGAGUCUGGCCCCAGUGACCGAGAGGAGACUCUAGAGGAGGAGCAGAAGGAGGUACAGGAGGAGGAGGUGCAGCAGGAACCUCGCGUUGCACCCCCACCUCAAGGCCAUGUCAGCAGCACCCUUAACAAAUGUAUCCUACUAGCCCUCGUCAUCGCCAUCAGCAUGGGCUUUGGUCACUUCUAUGGAAAAUUUGAAGGCACAGUACAGGUUCAGGACAGGCAGAAGAUUGUGGAGAAGAUCUGUGGAGUGAACGACCUUGGUAAUUCGAGAGAUCUGCAGCCUCAGUGUCAUAAAGGACCAAAUGUCAUCAACAAGGACGUGGUUAAGAGUCUGAGAGAAGACCUAAAGGACAAGAGUGACAUGAUGCUGUCCCUCACAGGGAUUAUGGACAAGCUUACUAAAGAGAACCAGGAUCUCAGAUCCAAACAGGCCCAGCUACAGGCCCAGAAAGAAGACUUGGUCGUGAAACUGAAGCAGACUGGCGAGGAGAGGGUUAAGAUUGAGUCUAAGCAGAGUCACCUGAUGGUGGAGAACCAGCUGCUGAAGAGCUCCCUGGAGCGUGAGGAGGAGUCCCUGUCCACCCUUCAGGAGGAGCUGAGGAACCUGCGCUCCCAGAUCCGAGACCUGGAGGAGACUGGGGCCGGGACCGACUCCAUACUCUCUGAAAACCAGAGGCUGAAGGACCACCUGGAGGAGGAGACGCAGCGCCUCCGCAACUUCCUGAGCCAGAGGGAGGCCCUGAUGGCUGAGGCCCAGACACUGAGGAGGGAGCUGGAUAAUGAGCGGAGGGUGACUGACCAGCUUAGGGAGCAGCUGAGCAGCCGCAACACCAGGGCUGGAGGAGAGAUCGACCAGGAGACAGAGGAGCUGCAGUCACGGCUCAUGGAGUUGCAGAAGAAGCUGAGCUUUGAGCAGCAGCGCUCUGACCUUUGGGAGAGGCUCUAUGUGGAAACCAAAGAGGAGAGGGCCAAGGGAGACAAGCAGGCCAAAGUCAAGAGGUCCAAGGAUGGCGUGAUAGGGAAGGUGAAAGACACUUUUGAUGCGGUGAAGAACUCCACCAAGGAGUUUGUGCACCAUCACAAAGAGCAGAUAACGAAAGCCAAAGAGGCUGUGAAGGAGAAUCUGAGGAAGUUCUCUGAUUCUGUGAAAUCCACCUUCCGCCACUUCAAGGACUCUGCUUCGCGUAUGAUGGACAAGACUUACCGGCCUCACGAUCGGAGGUUUCAUGAGAGGAAGGAAGCCAAGACAGAGCAGCAGGAGCAUCAUAGAGACCAUGGAAACAAGGACUCAGAGGAGGAACCAUGGCAGCCCAUAACCCACAAGCCCCUGCAUCGUCACCCUCGUAAAUCCACUGAUGACUCUUUCCAGGCACACCGUAACACCCGGAAGUCAGGGGGUAAAGUUGAGGAGGACCCAGAGGCUGAGCAACAACAAAGAGGAGUGCCCAAAGGUUGCUCUGGGGUUUUCGACUGUGCCUACCAAGAAUCCAUGAGCCUCUUCAACAAAGCCAUGGACCCCAUAAGAGCAGAUGAGUUCAACCAGCUGCUUCACAGCUACCUCCAGCAGGAGGUUGACCACUUCCACCACUGGACUGAGCUGGAGAGCUUUAUUAAAAAUUUCUUUCACAACGGCGUCUUCAUCCAUGAUCAGAUGCUGUUCACAGACUUUGUUAGUGGUGUGGAAGACUACCUGGAGGACAUGGAUGAGUACCAUGGCCACAACGAUGACGUCUUUGAAGAUCUUGAUGAGUAUGUCUACAGGCACUUCUUUGGAGAUACCUACUCAAAACGUUAUGGGUCAAGUAGACCCUUUGAAGUGCCAAAUACGGAUACUAAAGAAGAAAGACUAGCCAAGCACCAGCAGCGCAAUCAGAGGGCCCGGCCCCGGUCACAAAGAGAGAGGAAGUGGAGCAGAGCAGGACGGAACACAGACAGACACAUGGCUGAUGUAAAAAUAGAGUUGGGUCCUAUGCCCUUUGAUCCCAAAUAUUGAGAAUAAUCUUACCUAAUGAAUCUGUUUUUAUAAUGGCUGAUAUUGUAGUUGCAAAGGCUAUUUAGGAUGUGUUUGAUGGAAAGCCUUUUCACUUCUUAUUCUUCUGUUUUUGUGAUUUUGCACAAUGUUCUUUUAAUGCUGCCGAAUGUCCCCUUGCUUCCUGUGUUGUGUAAGCAAUCCUUAGGUUAGUAGCAAUGGUGGUGUAUCUGACUGCAAUCUAAUCUCAUGCGCACAAAGAAAAUUAUUGCUGCAAUGAUAAAUAUGACUAACUACAGCAAGAAACAUGGGAAUGUUUAGUAAAUCUGACAGUAGCUAACUCUGUAGUACACAUUCAUUGUCAUCAGGUCAGCUGUUACAUGUUCAUGUUCUUUUUAAGAGCCAUCACUGACUGUAAUUUGCACAACAUUUCUUAUUUUUGGGCCUUGUUUAAAAAAUAAUAAUAAUCUAUUACCAUUGUAAUUGUCUAAAUGUAGGCCUAAUGUGAAUGAAUAAUGAUUAAUUGGAUGGAUCCAACAAUGGAAAGAAAUAAAACAUUUGUCAGUGGCAUUGAGAAGUUAUGCACUGACAUACACUUUCAUUUAAAUUCCAAAUUGUCAUAAGGUGACAAAUUGAUAAUUGUGAGAUAAUGGCCUAAACAAUUGCUGACAAUGAUACUGUUGUGUGCAGUAAAACUUUAAAAGUAGCAAAACCACUGAGAAAUACUUGCAAGAAUGCAAGCUGGUUCCACAGUCGAUUUCUAUAAUUUGCUGCUACGUUACAUAUUUGUUUAAAAUGGUGAGAUAAAGUGCAACUGUGUUGUCGUUAAAUUGUUCAGUAACAUUCCAACUAUGGCUUGUUUUAUUAAGGCUGAUUUAUUUCCUUUCAUUUACAGAUGUGCUGUUGAAAAUGAAUUGCAGCUUCCCAAUAAAUAAAAAAAGUGAAUAUUGAUUGCUUCUCCCCCCUAACAUAGUGGACUGUCUGGCUAGGUGUUGCAUUAUUUUCAAUGUUUAAAAGAUCAAUCUGUUAUUCAGUUUUAAUUCUAAUUUACUCCUUUACAUUGCAGAUCCAUUUUGAUUUAACUUCCCGAUGGUUCUGUUCAGUGCAUUUUGUAAACUAGGAUGCUUCUUCAAACUCGUCCUUGAGAUACAUGAGUAAGGGAAAAUCUUUGUGCUUCUUAGAAAUGUAUUCGCAUUCUGUUCAGUGCCUUUGAUAAACUAGGAUGUUUUUUCCAACUCGUCCUUCAGGAACGUGACUGUGGAAUAUUUCUGUACUUCUCAUAAAUCUAUUCCCCUCCAAGAAUGCAGAGAUCUCAUGAGGACAGAAAAAGCUAAUAAUAAAAGUGAUUGUAACAGUGAA